AUGGCACCCAAGGAGAAGAAACCAGUUGAAGUUGUGGUUUUUGAGAAUCCACAGAAGAGAAAAGCAUCCAGAAAGCCUUACCUCAAGCAGGAUAAACGCAAGAAGUUUAAAAAGACAGAAGAAGAAGAAGAAGAAAACCCCUCUAAACCACGGGCAUUCUUUGACCAAAAGAAGUUCCGAUAUGAUGUGAGGAAGCUGGGAAUUCAUGGCUUUGACAAAAAGGACAAGGAGACAGCUAUGGUAGAUUUUCUUGUAGAACUGGGAGCAAAGCCACCAAAGAAUAAAUGUUAUCCCAUCCAAGAAUAUCAGAAAAUUAUGAAGGAGAAAAAGGAUGAAGAAAAGAGAAUGGAAGAAUUAGAAAGAAAAGCUGGUAUUAAGAAGAAGAAACCAAGAACAAAAAAAGAUAAGUCCAGAGAUGAUAUUCUCGGCCAUGUGGAUGGCCAGGUUGGCUUUUACAAAGAAGGUGUACAGUUUGUCAAGAAACAUAAAUGA
Candidula unifasciata is the source of this 492-nucleotide messenger RNA. Lineage: Eukaryota; Metazoa; Mollusca; Gastropoda; Stylommatophora; Geomitridae. The record is from the annotation of a GenBank genome assembly.